AUGCUUUAUGAGCCUUUGACAGAAAGGCAAGGGCAACCAUCUAUCAACCACAGUGUUGAAACCAUCGCUUCUGUCAUCGGUGUCUGUCACUCAGAAUCCACUGUGAUGAGGCUGAUGAAAGUUGACAUCUUCUCAGUGUCGGUCCCUACAGAUGUGUUUUUGACCAUUCCUCAACUUCAGCGUGGAGGCCAGCAUUCCCCCAUCGAUACUAAUAACGCUGAGGUGGAGCAGGUCAGCAGCUACAAGUUCCUCGGCAUUCACAUCCUGGACAGAGACACCGUUGAAACUGACGAUGUCAACAUCGAUGCAUCUUCUGCUGGCAACUCACCAGAAAGUCAACAAAACUGUGUGCAGCUUGUUUUCUUCUUAAGAGAGCUGGAGGCUAAGCUGUUAAACACUCAGAAACAGCUGGAGGACCUGAGGUCAUUGGUCCACAGUGGCAUGGUAGCGUUUGGAGCAGCUAUCGACACAGGUGGAAGUAUGGGACCAUUUAAUGCAGAGGUCACACUGUUCUACAAGAAGGUCUUUGUUAACACCGGCUCGUUCAACCCAGGAACAGGUAUCUUUUUUGCUCCUGUCAGAGGAGUCUAUUACUUCAGCUUCUCUGGUCAUAAUCAUUCAUCAAAACCAAUGGGCCUGCGACUGAUGAAGAAUGGAGAGCAGAUGGUCACUGUGUACAACCAUCCUGCUAGAGAACGCUUUGAGACAGCAACCAAUGGCAUGACUCUGCAGCUUGAAGUUGGAGACCAGGUGUACAUGGGACUGUGUCAAAACACCUGGAUUAUAGAUAAUGUGAAUGACCACAGCACCUUCAUUGGCCUGUUGUUGUUUCCCCUUUAGGGAUCUGCAGAAGUAAAUUUUUGCCAUAAAAAUCUUGUUGAUUGAAUUUUCUUUCUAAAUGGUUUACAUUUAAAUCUGUGUGUAAUA
Girardinichthys multiradiatus is the source of this 927-nucleotide messenger RNA. RefSeq lists its product as uncharacterized. Lineage: Eukaryota; Metazoa; Chordata; Actinopteri; Cyprinodontiformes; Goodeidae. Bases 1 to 840 code for a protein of 279 amino acids. The record is from RefSeq and is a predicted model, not a curated record. Gene Ontology annotation, molecular function: protein binding. The transcript has 5 exons.